AUGCAGGUUGGCCAGGUGGUUGGUGGUACACUUCCCAUGUUGUGGAAUGCUUCAAUUUAUAAGAUAAUUCGAGCGAUUUGGAAUGCGAAUAUCGAAGAUUUGCUACCUCAAGUUGAUCAAGUAGCAAUUAUGGAAUAUUAUAACGAGAAAACUAUAGAAGAAAAUGAAGAUGAAAAUUUUUUUAGCAAAUUAUGGAAUCUAAUUAAACGACUUUUCGGAGUAACUAAAGAAGAAUAUCAGUGUUAUGCGAAUGAACCACGAUGUAUACGUCUUGCAGUAAACGAUUUAAGCAAAAGAGAAAGAAUACUGUUGGAUGAAUUUUUUAAAAACGAUAAUCUUACGGAGAUUGUGAAGUUUAUCGAAAAUAAACUAAGCCAUAAUCCUGAAACAUUAAGAGAAUUUUAUCAGUGGCAAGCGAAAAAUGUCGUACCCGAAGCGUUAAAAGAAAUUAUUACAAGCCUAACGCAAGCGCAAAAGAGGUAA
Dracunculus medinensis (Guinea worm) is the source of this 483-nucleotide messenger RNA. NCBI's taxonomy places the organism in Eukaryota, Metazoa, Nematoda, Chromadorea, Rhabditida, Dracunculidae. The record is from the annotation of a GenBank genome assembly.